This is a messenger RNA of Symbiodinium pilosum, 1167 nucleotides long. The record is from the annotation of a GenBank genome assembly. Lineage: Eukaryota; Dinophyceae; Suessiales; Symbiodiniaceae.
AUGCGUCAUAGCAUCAGCUUCCGGGCACUAUGUCAUUCCCUCACCUGGUUCAGCAUCAUCUGCAAAAACCAUGCAGCUCACACCGUUCCAGUACCCCCCAUAACCAGGUGUGUCAAGUCCGAAUGCGUGAGCGGCCUUUCCUCCAAGCCAAAGGAACAGAGAACUCUACCGCACUUGGGUGACCUCGGUCAAGCGAUGCCCAUGUUUCGUUUCGGCCGGCUGUUCCAGAAUGACUUCUGUCGGCUCAUGCUUCCAAAUGACCACUUCUCCUCGCAAGUCUCGCGGGAGCACUUCCAGAUUUGGGCUGAGGAGUGGCCUGACGUGGGUCUUCAGUUACCGGGCCGGCCUUGCUCAUUCUUUUUGACCAACUACGGCACUGUCGGGACAACUGUGGAUGGUGAGAUGCUGGACUCUCGCGGGCAGCAGGCUGUGCUUCACGAGGGAAGUCGCAUCGCACUCCUGCGGCGCGUUAUGGACAAGGGCCGGGAAUCGAAGGUGGAGUUCCUCGAGUUCAUCUUCAGCUUGGAAGGGUCAAUCUUGGUUGAUGCAGAUGAGACCUACCAGUCCAUGCCUGGUUCUCGAAGGAGCUGUGCAGCACCCUCGCCCCCUUUGCUGGGAGGCCUUGGUCCUUCACCAAACUCGGAGAGGUGUGGCGACAAGGUGAAGGGUGGCAUGUCCUUCGUUGGGCCAGAUGUGGAGCCAGUGUAUAUCCUGGAGUUGGGUGGCACAGCUUUGCGGGCAGGAGUGCCUCGCGAGAACUUCAGAGUGCUGCAUGGCCCAUCGGCCUCAGCAAUUGCGUCGGCACCCUCCUGCGAGGUUCCCUGCCCGCCCUUGACUCUCGGAAGCAAGCUCCAACCAGGCUUCUGGAACAGGAUCUUGACCGAUGACGCGAGAGACUUGCUGGCGGAACAGCACCUGCAGAUUGAGGUCGAUGAAAGCCUUGAAGGCCUUGAGCAGCGGCGUUUCUUCCUGAGGAAUCUCAGUGAGCUGUCCCUGCGCGUUGAAGGCGCGCCGGAGGGGCACGACAGCACUCGGCUGCCAGAUGAGGAUGGUCGUUGGCAGCUGCACCAUGGUGACACCGUGCUCCUGAACCUCUGCAAGGGAAGCUCCAUGUGGAUGUGCUUCCGCGAGUUCUCUGCAAAGGCUUCCUCGAUGUGUGAGGCUUAG